This is a messenger RNA of Mastomys coucha (southern multimammate mouse), 1377 nucleotides long. RefSeq names its product single-pass membrane protein with coiled-coil domains 2 (gene Smco2). The coding region runs from base 265 to 1317 and encodes 350 amino acids. The record is from RefSeq and is a predicted model, not a curated record. Lineage: Eukaryota; Metazoa; Chordata; Mammalia; Rodentia; Muridae. The transcript is spliced from 10 exons.
GGGGAAGCCAUCGAAGCAAGCACUGCUGUCCUCGAGGUACCUGCUCUCUACCUGAAGCUCCUGCAACUGCCUAGCUCUCAGCUCCGUCCCAGUCACCACCUGAUUCCUCCCAGUGUUUCCGUUACCAAACUCUGCUUCCGGAGAAAGUAAUUAACUCUGGCCCCAAACCAAACAGCAGGCUUGUGGCAAAACUAGGCUUCAAACAUGGACGCCAACUAAAGCACUGAAGUGGCGGCUCUCACACCGGCAGCCCUCAGUAAAGACAUGAUGUCUCUGCAGCUGAGGACAGAUGGGGAGGACCUUCAGCUGACUGAGAAGAUCGCUGUUCUUCUCAGCAUGAUGGAAGGCUUGAAUUUGCAUUUGCUAAGGGAAAUUGCUGAAAUGGACCACAUCUCAGACAGACCGGAUGAAAAGGACAAACGUUCUGAAAACCUACAGACCGGUCUCCUUUACAAGAUAGACACUGAAAAAUUGGAUGGGUUGGAACAGGAGUCCGAGCAUGGCCAGGACUCACCAGGCAAACCAGAUGAGCAAGAAGUAACUCAAGUUUGCGAGGGCCCUCAAGCAUCUCCGCUGUCACCGUCUAUGGAGGAGAACACCCCGAUCCCAGAGAGCUUGAUCCUGAAGCUGAACUACUGGCGUGCAAAGAUGGGUCUCCAAAUGAAAGAACUUGAAGCCUACCACAGUGACUGGUUGGAGAGAAUCAACAACGUUAUACAAAAAAUAAAUAAUACAGAAAGCACAGUGAAGAACUUGCUAACUGAGGUUAUAUCCUUGGAAAACAAGUCUAAAAAUCUGGAGGACCCUGAUCAGGACACAGACAUUGAGGAGAAGAUCACAGAAAUUAGAAGUCAAUUAAAGGAAGUGAACAUCAAGCUGACCCAGAUCGACACUUGCAAAGAAGCCUGUGAGUUGAAGGAGAAGCUGAUUGAACAGAUAGAGAGCUUCUAUAAGGAAAUGAAUGUCUUGAACAGUAAGUUGGAGAUGUACUACACACAAGGAUCGGAUGUAGACUCCCAUGGCUCUGAAGAUGUGGACACAGAGCAAGAAGAGCCCCUGCCUCUGGAGGCUUCUCCAAGCCAGUCAGCAUCAUGCUUUCCUCCCUGCAGUGCAGUGUGGAAGCAUGCACUGAAGCUGUUCGUCAUGUUCUACAUAGUCACCAUCACUGGACUGUCGUGCUACAUACUGAUUGUGGACUCCACAUUUCUCUUCAAAAGGGUGCUACCCAGCAUGCUGGGGCACCGCACCAUGUGGGAUCUUUGGGAGAUGAUGGCGCCUUUCUUGAAUUUGGAAACUGAAGACUUGUUGCCGUCGUAAAGAUCCAAAGUUACCGAUAACUGACUCUCUUCCUCUCCAAUAAAAUAUGUUUCUAUAGCA